AUGGCUAAAAAGGUUGUCGCCAUUGAUGCAGCUAUCAACUCUCUAGUAAGGAUCACAUAUGGCCUCAUGCACAGAGCAGUGAUGGGAGUUACCACUGGAAAAUCAAAGAUCAAGAAACAGGGUAAAAAUAUGGGAGGCAAAGUGGAUGCCACAAGUAGCCUUGUAUUGAUGGGUAGGAUGGUUAGUAGUUUAGAUGGUUUUUUUAUUAUUCUGGGUAGUAUGGAUAGUUCUGGCAUUGCUAACUCCUUCGGGGAGCUUGUGGCUAUAGAUUCUACGACAGCAGCACGAAAGAGGCAGUCGUAUGACUAUUGCAAAAACUUCACGGUUGACUGGGUGCUGACUGACUGGCCGAAAAAUAUGACUGGGCGGAGGCACCGACAGCAAGGUGUGCCGGCGGCGGCGCCAGAGGUGGCGGGGUUGGCAGGGCCAGCAGGGGCGGCGGCUGGAGGCGUCGGCAGGAGCUGCGUAGUGGCGGCAUCGAGUGGAGCUGAGAGGUGCUGCCGAGGUGUUGCAGGAGGCAGCUGCGUUGGGGUUGUGCGGGAGGCGGCUGUGGUAGACUCGGCGGGAGGAGCUGCGCGGGGGCGGGUUGGCAGGGGCGGCGCGGGGCCGGCAGCUGGAGGCGUCGGCAGGAGCUGCGUAGUGGCGGCACCGAGUGGAGCUGAGCGGUGCUGCCGAGGUGCUGCAGGAGGCAGCUGCAUGGGGGCUGUGCAGGAGGCGGCUGCGGUAGACUCGGCGGGAGGAGCUACGCGAGGGCGGUGCGACGGGAGGCCGCCAGUGGAGCUGCAGAGAUCGGAGGGUGAUGUGGCAGCCAACUGGGCUGCUAACGUGGCACUGGCAGGGCUGCGUGGCGAGACUGUCCGUGUGGCGGAUCCACGUGGGAGGUGGCGGCAGUUGCAGGGCAUGUCGGAGGGCGACUUGAGUCGUUGGCAGGAGGCACCGACAGCAAGGUGUGUCGGCGGCGGCGCUGGAGGUGGCAGGGUUGGCAGGGCCGACAGGGGCGGUGUGGGGCCGGCGGCUGGAAGCGUCGGCAGGAGCUGCGCAGUGGCGGCACUGAGUGGAGCUGAGUAG
Messenger RNA from Cryptomeria japonica (Japanese cedar), 1068 nucleotides. RefSeq lists its product as uncharacterized. Bases 1 to 1068 code for a protein of 355 amino acids. NCBI's taxonomy places the organism in Eukaryota, Viridiplantae, Streptophyta, Pinopsida, Cupressales, Cupressaceae. The transcript has 7 exons. The record is from RefSeq and is a predicted model, not a curated record.